Molecule: messenger RNA, 1958 nt
Organism: Nicotiana tabacum (common tobacco)
Lineage: Eukaryota; Viridiplantae; Streptophyta; Magnoliopsida; Solanales; Solanaceae
Source: RefSeq, a predicted model, not a curated record
AACAUUAUUAAUACCAUCGUUACUGAUACACCUUAUUCAACAUUAUUUUUAAACCUCCUACCAAGCGACCCCUAAGAAUGUUUUAUUUGAAGUAACUUCAAAUCAUAUACUUGACCUCAUUCUUGUAAAAAAAAUUUGUUUGUUGAGAAGGUAAACUUGUUAAAGAAAUUAGUCACAUUUCUUCCCUUUUGCAUAUAAAACUACGGAUAUCAAAGAGUUUUUGGUGUUUUAUUUUGUUCAAGGUUAUUAGUCCUGUUUGAUUUUGCUCUACAACUCUACAGUUUUCUUUCAUAUUUACUCUCUUAAAAUUUAAGAAGGCGCCGGUAAUUUAACUACCAGGUUGAGGACUACCUAGCAGCCCGCGGAUGGAUAGGGUGGGGGAAGCGCGAAGGGGAUGGAUGUCUGAGCGGUUGAAAGAGUCAGUCUUGAAAAUCAAAGUAUUUAUAGAAUACCGGGGGUUCAAAUCCCUCUCCAUCCGCGAGAUCAUAAGUUGGUCUCUUGAGUUAUAUAUAGAUAAGAAGAUAUUGGGUCGACUGGACUGAUAUGAUAGAUGGAAUGGUAGACUGAAGUUGUUACUUAUUUUCAGUUAAGGAACAAAAAUUCACUUGAUACUCUGUAAGGGUGAUAUGCAAAGCAGGCAACAAAAUCCAUCUUUGUUGGACCAAAAUAUGCUCUUAAUUACUUGUAAAUGUUCCCUGACCAAAUGCUUUGAUUGCUGAAGCUAAUAGUUUAAAAACUUAUCUUUCUUGGACUGAAAUAGGCUCUCUUAUUUGGAAUGGACAUAUUCAAGAAUAUAAGUUAUCAUACCCUUAGGAAUGAUAUACUAAGGAAUCAGAGAAAAGUUGCUGAAUACUACAAAAAACAAGAAAGGCUGCUUGAAGGAUUCAAUGAGAUGGACACAAUUAAUGAAUGUGGUUACUUACCUGGAAAUCUAACUGAGGAUGAAUUGAAGCAACAUGCUAAGAGCGAAAGGAUGGCUAUUCUUGUGUCAAACAUAGCAAAUAUGGCUCUUUUCAUUGCUAAAAUCUAUGCUUCUAUUGACAGCAGAUCACUGGCUGUAAUUGCGUCUACCUUAGACUCCCUAUUAGACCUCUUAGCUGGAUUUAUUCUGUGGUUCACUUCUCAUGCAAUGAAAACGCCAAACCAAUACUGUUAUCCAAUUGGAAAGAAGAGAAUGCAGCCAGUGGGUAUAGUUGUUUUUGCAUCCGUAAUGGCGACCCUGGGAUUACAAAUAUUGUUCGAGUCUGGUAAAGAACUCAUAACUAAGUCUCGUCCUGAUAUGGACCCUGAGAAGGAAAAAUGGAUGAUCGGAAUUAUGGUUUCUGUCACUGUGGUCAAGUUUAUGCUUCUGAUCUACUGCCGAAGAUUCAAAAAUGAAAUUGUAAGGGCCUAUGCUCAAGACCAUUUCUUUGAUGUCAUUACCAACUCAAUCGGGUUAGCGGCAGCAGUCUUAGCCAUCCAUUUCUAUUGGUGGAUUGAUCCUACUGGAGCUAUAAUUAUAGCACUUUACACAAUGAGCACAUGGGCAAAGACAGUGAUGGAAAAUGUGUGGUCACUUAUUGGAAGAACAGCUCCACCCGAAUUUCUAGCAAAGUUAACAUAUCUUAUAUGGAAUCACCAUGAAAGGAUCAAACACAUUGAUACUGUUAGAGCAUAUAAUUUUGGCAUACAAUAUUUUGUGGAGGUUGAUAUAGUGCUGCCGGAGGACAUGUUCCUGAACCAGGCACAUAAUAUUGGUGAAACGCUGCAGGAAAAAUUGGAGCAACUUGUUGAAGUUGAGCGUGCUUUCGUCCAUGUAGAUUUUGACAUAACUCAUAGGCUGGAACAUAAGUCUAUGAUCAAAUGACGUCAAAUUGACAUAUAAUUUUUAGAAUGACGGCCGCUUAAUUCCUGUUUAAUUAUACCAUUGUAUUUCCUAUUUGUUACUCUCUAUAUUGGAUCAGAUGAGCUUUAUCAUC